AUGGUGUCUCCCUCGGUAAAGUCAGUCCCUGCUGAAGGAGACCCUCCUGCAGCCCGCAUUCGAGAGCGGUAUACGAGCACUGGGCUCCCCCUUUCUGCCUGCCGCUCCAAGCGAGCCGAGCUCCUGCCAGGCAGCAAAGCCGCGGGGCUCGGAGGGGACGCGGGGCCCGCGCUGGGACAGCCGGCGGGGGCUGCACCGCCUAAAGCCGAGUCCGCGGGCAAGAUCAGAGAGUGCGACAGCCGCCAGGCUGCUCCAGCCGUGGCUCCACGAGCGAGCGGCGGCGGAGGCGGGCGGCACCGCCGGGCGGUACCGGCGGCGCAGGGGUCCGCCCGAACUCCACCAGGCUCCCGGCCGGGCGAGCCCUGCGGGCAGAGCCCGCGCGGGAGCAGCAGCGGCGCUGCCCGGGGUCCGUGCCCGGCCCGGGGGCACCGCCGGCGUGGGCGCCUCGCAGCUGCCCGGGGCCGGGCCGGGCCGGGCCGGGGCCCGCGCGGCGCUCACCGUCCCGUCCAUGCUCCGCUCCCGCCGCGGCCGUCCGCGUGCGGAGCGCCUGCGCGGCGCUGCGGAGAGCGGCCAGGGACCGUCGGUAAAGUGCAUCUCGCCCGCCGCGCCGGGGGAGAGGGUCCCGCACAGGGAGCCCGGCCCCGGCCGCGCUGCUGCGACGGGAGGGCGGCGCAGCCACAGCCCCUGCCCCGCUCCCAGCCCGGCGGGGGCGGCGCGGCACGGAGCUCCUCCCGGGGACAGGUGGGUGCGGCGCCCACGCCCUCCCAGCCCCACGGGCCGCCUCGACGGAGCCCGAGAGAGGGACGGAGCGGCUUUAGGUCCGCCGCGGCCGCCACCGCCCCCAGCCCCGCCGCCCCAGCCACCCCCUUCUCUCCCCACCAGCGCCCCUACCACCGCCGGAGUCCCCUUACUGUGGCAGCCCCCAGCCCCGCACUCAGCGCCCCGCACUCACCGCCGCCCCCUGCCGCCCCCGCCGCCGCAGCCCCGGCGCUCUCGCAGCCCUCUGGCCGCCGCCGCAGCCUCCGCACGCUCCCCAGCGCCGCCUGCCGGCCCCGCUCUGCAUCACCCCCAGCCGCGGGGCCCGACGCAGAGCCCCCGCCCCGCCCGGCCCGGCCCGGCCCGGCCCGGCCCCAGCGCCGCCCGCCCGAGAGCAGCACGGUCGGGAGCGCUUCCGACGGGUACCUAGCGGGUCUCGCACCCACAGCGAACGGGCCGGGGUUCACAGGGAGGCAAUGA
This is a messenger RNA of Serinus canaria (Common canary), 1236 nucleotides long. RefSeq names its product translation initiation factor IF-2-like. NCBI's taxonomy places the organism in Eukaryota, Metazoa, Chordata, Aves, Passeriformes, Fringillidae. The transcript has a single exon. The record is from RefSeq and is a predicted model, not a curated record. The coding region runs from base 1 to 1236 and encodes 411 amino acids.